Cydia strobilella is the source of this 2420-nucleotide messenger RNA. Its product is annotated as homeotic protein empty spiracles-like. Lineage: Eukaryota; Metazoa; Arthropoda; Insecta; Lepidoptera; Tortricidae. Gene Ontology annotation, molecular function: RNA polymerase II cis-regulatory region sequence-specific DNA binding; DNA-binding transcription factor activity, RNA polymerase II-specific. The transcript is spliced from 3 exons. The record is from RefSeq and is a predicted model, not a curated record. Bases 733 to 1548 code for a protein of 271 amino acids. Gene Ontology annotation, biological process: neuron differentiation; regulation of transcription by RNA polymerase II; central nervous system development. Gene Ontology annotation, cellular component: nucleus.
AAUCACAGUCGUACAGCGCUACAAAACACAAAACAAUUUUAAUUAAAAAAUCAAACUAUUUACCCAAACACUAUUUAGUUUAUAAUAGCGUAAAAUUUGCGUGAAAUUCAAUCCUUAUCGCGUUUCAUUAAAAAAUAAUUCAACAAUAUGAGGGUUUAUAUUAUCAACGAUAAAAAUAAUUAGAAAUGCCAAAAUGGCGGGCCGGGCGCUGCAAAUUAAUUGUUUCUAAGAGAAAUCGCUGAAAAAUUCUUUAUCUCGCGGUAUUAACUUAAUAAACUAUCGGAGUUAAUUAAAGUGUAUUAUUUCGAAUGCGGAGGCAGCGGGCCCAAAACGAGCGAGCCCAAUCUGGGCCUUAAUUGAUUGGUAACCCGACCAAAAUGCGAUGCGGAACCUUCCCCGGCGCCGCCUCGCGCCGACUGACGCCUGCACCCGGCAGGCUUACACGCAAGCUCCCGGCUCCAACCGCCCAUCGCGAAAGCAUUCCAAAUUCAAACACAACCUCCCCGAUCUACCAAACCAAUGAAAACGCGCCGCUUCAAAUUUCAAAUGCAGCUCUACGCCCAUUGGAAAACGCCGACCAAUCGCUCGCGCGGCAUCCAUGUUCGUUAUUUUUUCCCUCGCCGGGCGUCGGGCGCGGUAGUCAUUCGGCCGCGCGCCGCGUUGGCGUUCGUAUCGCGCGUCACCAUGGAUUGUGCUCUGUGACAGUGCUAAGUGUUUGUGACUCGUGAAAGCAUGAUGCCUCUCGCACCGACCCCUGUGCUGGCGGUGCCGUCGAAGCCAAAGAUCGGUUUUAGUAUAGACAGUAUAGUGGGAGGCGGGCCGCCGAAGCACGCGUCGCCGCCGCUUGCGAGUCCGGGGUCCCCGUCGCCGGUGGCGUCUCCUAGGACGCCUAGGAGUCCGUCUCCUAGGCCUCUGCUGCGGCCUAGCGCAUUGCCAGCAGUGUUUCCGUCGCCGGAGUUGAAGAGGCUGCCUUAUUUAGAAGCGCAGAGUCAUCACCAGCAGUUCCUGGCGCACUUCCAGGGUGCAGCAUUGGCGGCUGCCCUCGCGCACCAGCAGCAAGGGUUCGGCGCGCCGCUACCCCCGCACCCGCCGCCGCACCCCUCGCCUGUACCUCGAGAGUCGUACCAGCUCUACCCCUGGCUUAUCAACAGACAUGGAAGGAUAUUUCCGCAUAGGUUUCCUGGGGGUCCAGACAUCCCCGGGUUCCUGCUCCAGCCGUUCCGCAAACCGAAACGCAUCAGAACAGCCUUUAGCCCCUCGCAACUCCUCAAGCUCGAGCAUGCCUUCGAGAAGAACCACUACGUAGUCGGAGCGGAGAGGAAACAGCUAGCACAAGCACUCAGCCUUACAGAGACUCAGGUGAAGGUGUGGUUCCAAAAUAGAAGAACGAAACAUAAACGUAUGCAGCAAGAGGAAGAGGCCAAAACGGGAACCAAAUCUGGUUCCUCGAGCAAACCAGACGAACAGUUCAACAACUCAUACGAAGACGAUGAGGAACUUAUCGAUAUGGACAUGGACGAACUAAGUGAGAGUGAAAACGAAACGUAGGAGUGACAUAGACAAUCGACUGUAAAUAUCUAUCGAUAGAUUCUAUUUAUUUAUUAUAGUUUUUGUAAAUAGCUUAGCGGUUAGUAAGUAUUUAUUACGGUAAUCGAAUCCAAUGAAUGUUUAUUAUAAGUGUAGAUUAAUUUUUAAAUUAACUAAUACAGCAAACAUUGGUGAAAAAAGUAGAAUAACGACUUCUAAACGCGCCCCAAAUGAAGUUCUAACAAUCAUCGUUGUCUCGAAACAUAAAUCAUCAUAAUAUAGCGUCCAUUAUAAUUAAAUGAAGGAAACCCAAAUUUUAAAACGGUUUCAAAACGCCUUGUUAGCCACGAGUUAUUACAUAACAUAAUUGGUCCCAUUAUAAUAGUUUUGGGACUAAAUUAAUUAAAAAUGCCUCUUUGAUGCGUGCUCCAGUGAUGUGGGUAUAAUUAGGAGGUUAGAUUUCGAGCGCUGAUACGUAUGUUUCUAAACGAAGGCUGUCAAUGAUAGAAAAGGAUAGUCUCGCUUCACAUAGGUCAGACCGAGAUAAAUAUAGUUAUGCGAUGACGUUUGAGAUUAGCGUUGGUCUGUGGGUCUAUUAUUAAGAGAUGCGUUCAGAAACAUAUCUUGGGCUCGAAUCGCGUUUCGUAAUUGCUCGCGACGCGCCCAAAUUGUUUUUAAACAGUUGACGAUUGUUCUCCACGGCUAUUUGUCUAUGGUCUGAUAAGAUCGGAUUGGCUCGUUAGGCUUUCACGCGUCGCACACCUGCUUUAAUUUUGAAUUUGGAAUCAGUUUGGAAUCGACAAUGUGUUAGGAAUUUAAAUUAAUUUGUUCCAAUUAAAGAUUGAAGCCUCGUUUGAGAUAGGUAGAGCGUUUUGGUUCUUGUACCUAAAACA